GAUAACGGACCCGCUUGAAGAUCCCCACAUUACCUCACUAGAUAAGGCAAAAGGGAGGGAGCUGGAGCUCCAUAGAGAAGAAGAGAGAAGCCCCCCAUCUGCGCAGUUCAUCCGUGAUACCCCCGGGCACUGCCACGGAGAGGCUACUCGCUGCUGGUAGUUCCUGAAUGGCGGACAGCGUUCUGGAGGAGGCUCUGUCCGAAGAGCAGGGAGAGAUGGGAGGGAGAAGUCUGCCUCAGACUCUACGCUGGACGCAGCCAUGCAUGAGACAGGCGGCGCGGCGAGAGGCGAAGAAGUGGGCUAAAUCUGGACCUGGACUACAAACCAGGUCACCAAAGGCGCAGAAUUCCCCCGAAAACGCAGCCAGGGAGAGGAGUCGGGUCCGGAACCUUCGCCAGGCCUUUCAGAGCCUCCAAGCUGCUCUGCCGUCCGUUCCUCCAGACACAAAGCUCUCCAAACUGGACGUGCUAGUCCUGGCCACCAAUUACAUCGCCCACCUGACCGAGACUCUGGACCAGGGGGGGAGACUGUCUGAUCAUCCAGUGCUGCAGAGAGCGGAAGGCUACCUGCACCCUGUGAAGAAGUGGCCUAUGCGCUCUCUGCUCUACUGUGGGAGCAUUGGAGAGCGACUGACAGGAGCGUCCACCAAUCAAGAUGAGACAUGCCCACCCGGGAGUGCAGCUGAGGUCAAAGCAGACUGAAGCUCGCAGACGGCUCAGAUCAAAUCAGGCUGACCGUAACUGUAUGUUAGAAUGAGGAAAAGCCUCUGAAAAGGUUGACUGACAGACGGAUUAACAUGUUAAUAACAUUAUCUAUUUUGUGUGACUACAGCUACAGUACUUUGGCCACAGCUGACUGAAUGUGUUUUUCAUAAUCUUAAAGAUCUUUUUGAUCUAAAGGCUUAAACUUAAAUGCAUGACAUUUGUCUCUACGAGAGGUGAAGGUGAUGCAUAUGUAUGAAAUAUGAAAAAAUAUUUAAAAUAUAUUUUUGUAUAUACAGCACUGUGCAAAAGUCAGAGACCACUCUUUCUUUGACUUAGUUAGCCAUCAAAACGUAUCUGGAAAGAAAAGCAGAAGACAUAUAACAGAAAAUUACACAGAAGCAUCAACAACAAAAUAUAACAUAAAUUGUUUUCAGUAUUUAGUGUCCACUCUUUGCCUUUUAGUACAGCUUCCAUUCGUUUCAGUAGACUUGCUUUCAUUUUUCUACUUUUCAAUAUUUGUUCAGCAAUGUUGUUUCUGCUUCUUACAAUGCAAGUAAUCCCAAUUACAGAUUUAGACUCAUCAGUCCAUAAAAUAUCACUCUAGAUCUCAGAUUUGGUGAUCCGACGUCCAUUUUUCAUGUUCUAGUGCAAAAUGUUCUCCUUUUCUCAGUGAGGUCUUCUUGACAGCUACAUAUCCUUUCAGACUCAUAGUGUUGAGCUGUUUUCUCACAGUGGAAGGAUCGACAGAAACACCUGUGGAUUUUUCAGAUCUGAAGCAGCUCGAUUUUCCCCUCUUUCUCAAAGAUCAAAGCUUUAAGUGCUGUUUAUCUGAUGGUGACAGUUUUUACGGUCCACCAGAUCUUGCAUAUUUGUUUGGAGUCCAAUAGAUAAAUUAGACACUGGUAGGUUUAAUAUUUUACGUAGUGUUGUUUAAUUUACUUUUAAAUAUCUUUCCUGCUUUUUUACACUGAAAAACAAAUAAUUUAUUCUUAAUUUACAUUAAACUGGAAAUGAAAUAAAGAAAAAGGUUUUCUGACUUUUGCACAGUCCUGCACUCUACCAUGCACUCUUUUCCUAUCUUUGUGUGUAAGGCCUAAGUAAACAGGAUGAAUCUGACCAACAUAAUGUUGUGCAAAUUCUUUCCGAUUAGAUCUCAUUUCAGCAGCGGAAGACUCAUCUUCACUCUGGGAAGUUUGGGUUUAAUUUGAAUGUCUUGUACUAAAUGGGAGUGAAUCAAGGUCUUGAUUAGUAGAAGGGGAGGAUUGUUAUGGGGAACACUUGGCAACCACACACGAGAGGAGGACCCUCCAUGUCCGCUUAAUCAUGUCCACCACAGCAGGAUCUCACAUUAAUUCCACAACAACUCACUUCACUUAGCCUAAGUGUAUUAGUGAAGCAAAUCCUCAGUAAUAAUUCAAAAAUGUUGGGAUUUUAUUACUUAAGAUACAAGCAUGUUUCAGGGUACCCAGAUGCAUAGUCUAUGUAGCCCUUUGCUGCAUAGCGUUGCCAUAUGGCAACAAGAAUUCUCUUUUAUUUCUUUUCACUAUAACACCAACUACAAUAUCAAAGUUUACUUUUUUCUUUUCCUUUGAGAAAAUAAAGGCUUUAUUUGUAAAACA
Molecule: messenger RNA, 2323 nt
Organism: Colossoma macropomum (tambaqui)
Lineage: Eukaryota; Metazoa; Chordata; Actinopteri; Characiformes; Serrasalmidae
Gene: tcf23
Product: transcription factor 23
Exons: 3
Coding region: 168-701 (177 amino acids)
Biological process (GO): regulation of transcription by RNA polymerase II; developmental process
Molecular function (GO): DNA-binding transcription factor activity, RNA polymerase II-specific; protein dimerization activity; RNA polymerase II transcription regulatory region sequence-specific DNA binding
Source: RefSeq, a predicted model, not a curated record